AUGAAGAGGGAAACUGAAGUAGCAGUUCAAGCUAAACAACCUGAUGUGGAAAGGAUUUUGUCCAAAGGGCAGCAUUUGUACAAGGAAAAACCAGAUACUCAGCCAGUGAAGAGGAAGUUAGAAGAUCUGAGCUCUGAGUGGGAGGCAGUAAACCAUUUGCUUCAAGAGCUGAGGGCAAAGCAGCCUGACCACGCUCCUGGACUGACCACUACUGGAGCCUCUCCUAGUCAGACUGUUACUCUAGGGAUACAACCUGUGGUUACCAAGGAAACUGCCAUCUCCAAAGUAGAAAUGCCAUCUUCCUUGCUGUUGGAGGUACCUGCUCUGGCAGAUUUCAACCGAGCUUGGACAGAACUUACUGACUGGCUCUCUCUGCUUGAUCAAGUUAUAAAAUCACAGAGAGUGAUGGUGGGGGAUCUUGAAGACAUUAACGAGAUGAUCAUCAAGCAGAAGGCAACACUGCAAGAUUUGGAACAGAGGCACCCCCAGUUGGAAGAACUCAUUACUGCUGCCCAGAAUUUGAAAAACAAAACCAGCAAUCAAGAGGCUAGAACAAUCAUUACUGACAGAAUUGAAAGAAUACAAAACCAGUGGGAUGAAGUGCAGGAACACCUUCAGAACCGCAGGCAACAGUUGAAUGAAAUGUUAAAGGAUUCAACACAAUGGCUGGAAGCUAAGGAAGAAGCUGAGCAGGUUUUAGGACAGGCCAGAGGCAAGCUUGAGUCAUGGAAGGAAGGUCCUUACACAAUGGAUGCAAUCCAAAAGAAAAUCACAGAAACCAAGCAGUUGGCCAAAGACCUACACCAGUGGCAGAUAAACAUAGAUGUGGCAAAUGACUUGGCACUGAAACUUCUCCGGGAUUAUUCAGCAGAUGAUACCAGGAAAGUACACAUGAUAACAGAAAACAUCAAUGUCUCUUGGGGGAACAUUCACAAAAGGUAAGACCUAUGCUAUUUCUAAAAUUAUCAUUAUCUAUGGGUGGUAGCACAUAAUGGACAGCACACAUUUGUUUUCCCAGUCCUACUACUUGAAAGAGUCAAGAUGACAAAUGCCAAUUCAACUCACAGGCUUCUUCAGUCUCCUGUUUUAAUGACGAGAAAUCUGACGUCUGGGAAA
Messenger RNA from Castor canadensis (American beaver), 1116 nucleotides. Lineage: Eukaryota; Metazoa; Chordata; Mammalia; Rodentia; Castoridae. The record is from RefSeq and is a predicted model, not a curated record.